GGUAACAUCCAGCAUUGCAGAUCAGAUACUCCAAAGACUUAGACUGAGACUCUGACGCCAACAUGUUGUUGUUCCUCUGCUUGUUUGUUCUCACUCUGGGUGCUGUGUCUCCAUCAGAUGUCCAUCCACUGAAGCUACAGCGCGGCAACUGUCCCAUGUUCUGGUGGAGCUUCAACGGCCGCUGCUACAAGUACAUCGCAACACGUAUGACCUGGAUUGAUGCAGAACUCCACUGUGUGUCACAGGGAGCCAACUUGGCGGCUAUCCACAGUGUGGAAGAACAUAAAUUUGUCAAUUCCCUGAUCAAGAACUUUGACCCUGCACAAGGAUUUAGCUGGAUUGGAAUCAACGACAUUCAGAAAGAAGGAGGAUGGAUGUGGUCUGAUGGGUCUGCAGUUGACUUUGUCUUUUGGAAUGCAGCACAACCAGACAACGAUGAAGGAGAUGAACACUGUGGACACACAAACUCUGGCCCAAAUUUUAAAUGGAACGAUUAUCCGUGUUCUUUGCUGUUUACUUCUGUUUGUGAAACUCGCUUAGUUUGUCCUUAGCAA
Messenger RNA from Dicentrarchus labrax (European seabass), 554 nucleotides. Its product is annotated as lactose-binding lectin l-2-like. Gene Ontology annotation, molecular function: signaling receptor activity. The coding region runs from base 63 to 551 and encodes 162 amino acids. Lineage: Eukaryota; Metazoa; Chordata; Actinopteri; Moronidae. The record is from RefSeq and is a predicted model, not a curated record. The transcript has a single exon.